Molecule: messenger RNA, 664 nt
Organism: Meloidogyne enterolobii
Lineage: Eukaryota; Metazoa; Nematoda; Chromadorea; Rhabditida; Meloidogynidae
Source: the annotation of a GenBank genome assembly
AUGAAGCAAUUGGAUGGUUAUAAACAAACAGAAAAUAUAAACAAUGCUUCAACCUCAUCUUCGACAACAAAUAAAAUUAAUCAACAAAAUGACCAUUUAAUAGAAGGAAAUAAGGACGAAGAAGAAGAAUUAAUAAUAAAAAGACCUAGACGUGAUGAAAUAGCUUUACUUUUGGCUGAUGAGGAACAAGAAGAAAGUAAGCAAAAAGAAGAAACUCAAAUUGGUGGUUCUGGUAAAGAUGAUGAUUUGGCAUUACAAAGUUCUCUAAAAAAUCAACAACAAUUGGAAGAAGAUGUAGAAGAAGAAGAAGAAGUUUUUGUAUUUGUUCAAGGAGAACGAUUUCGUGUUGAUGAUAUAAACGAAGCUUUAUUGGCAAAAAUGAGUGAACAAGAAAAAUCUGAUUAUUGUGAACGAAUGCAAAAUGCUUAUGCUGAUUUUUAUUGAGAACAAUUUUGAAGGGGAUUUUUUAAAUUUUAACGGGUUAUUUUUUUUGAUUUUUUUGUUGAGAUUAUUUUUGUGUUGUGGUGGAUGUCUGGCCAACGAAGAAAGUGCUUUUCCUCCUUGAGAACGGGAAAAAAAUUUUUUUUGAGAAAUUACAAACCUUAAAAUUGUACCCAGCGCCGGACAUAUCUUCUGCCCGGAGUUUUUCGUAGAGUAGCACGAG